GCAGAGGAACCAUGACUUGGUGGGUGCAAAUCUUAAUACUCCUGGUGGCCGCCAUCCUUUCCUAUGCUGAGGAUACCUGCCCAGAUGUUAAAGUCAUUGGAGUGGGGGCUUCAGACAAGAUGACCAUUCUACGAGGGUGUCCUGGGAUCCCUGGAGUUCCAGGGCCACAAGGGCCCGCUGGACCUGCAGGAGUUAAAGGAGAGAAGGGAUUUCAAGGGAUUACGGGGAAGAUGGGACCCGCUGGGCUGAAAGGAGAAAGGGGGAUCUCUGGGCCAAAGGGGCAAAAAGGUGACAAGGGGGACCCCGGAAUCCCAGCUGCGGGAACGGCACAGAACUGUAAGGAAUGGCUCGACCAAGGAGCUUCUAUCAGCGGCUGGUACACUAUAUACACCCCCAAUGGGCUUCCUCUCUCUGUGCUCUGUGAUAUGGAAACUGAUGGAGGAGGAUGGAUAGUGUUUCAGAGGCGCAUGGAUGGCUCAGUGGAUUUUUUCCGAGACUGGAAUUCAUACAAGAGAGGGUUUGGCCGACAAGACAGUGAGUUUUGGUUGGGGAACGAUAAUCUCCAUCUCCUCACAGCAACAGGGAAUUUUCAGCUGCGGGUGGAUCUGACGGAUUUUGACAAAAAUCACACUUCUGCCUCAUACAGCAACUUCCGCAUCGCUGGGGAGUCUCGGAACUACACCCUGAGUCUGGGCACUUUCACUGGAGGAGACGCAGGUGACUCCUUGUCGGGCCACAAAAACAAAGGAUUCAGCACCAAGGACAGAGACAACGACUCUUCUCCCAGCAGCUGCGCAGAGAGGUACAAGGGAGCCUGGUGGUAUACCUCUUGCCAUGUGUCCCACCUGAACGGACUCUACCUGGGGGGAAAACACAGCAGCUCUGCCAACGGAGUUAACUGGAGAUCAGGCAGGGGGUUCAAUUACUCCUACAAGGUGUCUGAAAUGAAGUUCCGCCCCCAGUCAUAAGAAGAUGCCUGGGGAACCAAAGGAAAGAGUAAGGGCUGGCAGCCAGUGAUAGUAUAACCCACUUCCCCUUUAAUUGAGGGCAGGGAGUGCAAGUCAACCUGAGCUGCUGCUGCGCCUCUUGGAACUGGACAUUUAUUUCUCUGCUGAUAAAGUGCUGACUUUCUGUCUUGGGGCUAUUAUGGGCUAUACUUAUAUGGGGGAAAUUGCCCUGUUCUAGAAACCCAUAGCAACCGUUUGUUUUUAAAUAAGUAAUCAAUAAAUGCUCCCUGCUGAUUGGUUGGUAUAGGAGACUAGGCCUGUAGCAAAUGUUAAAUUCUACGUGUGUGUUUCCAGCCCAGUGAGUAUCAUUUAUAAACAAUCUGCUUUAGCUUUUCUCUGUUUCCAAAAUAAAAAUAAAUGUUAAUGAAAAAAAAAAUACUCACUAUACUUUUUAUGCCUUCUUAAUGCCAUAAAUUUAGCAAAUAGGCCCAUCGUAGGUGAAGUGUUAUAGUUCUAUAUUCCCUUUAAUGUCUUGUAACAUAAUGACAUAAAAGAAGGACAACUAAAAAAAAAAAAA
This is a messenger RNA of Xenopus laevis (African clawed frog), 1524 nucleotides long. It is a transcript of the gene fcn2-A, whose product is annotated as ficolin-2. Lineage: Eukaryota; Metazoa; Chordata; Amphibia; Anura; Pipidae. The record is from RefSeq and is marked provisional.